AAGAAGAAUGCUUUGCAAAUUUGGGAGAGAACAAAUGAUUACGAGCGAAUAAAACAAGAGCGCACGGUUGCAUCUUGUGAGUCCCACUCCCACUGCCCUGGAUCAUUACCACCACCCACCCACGGUUGCUUGUCCAAGAAUCUGAGCACCUUUCUCUCUCCUCUCCCCAUAUUCUCCGUCGUCAGUCUCCUUCUUUACUCGUAUUCUCUCUCCUACAUACACCCAAAUUCAACACCACUACUACAGAGCGAGAAGCAUCAAUGGAGAGCGCAUCGGAAUUGGCGGCAUUUCCGCUACUAAUCGAAUCAAAUUACAGAGCAUGCACCAUUCCUUACCGAUUUCCGAACGAUAACCCUAAAAAACCCACUCCCACUGAAAUCUCUUGGAUCAACCUCUUCGCCAAUUCCAUUCCUUCUUUCAAAGAACGGGCAGAGAGUGAUGACACAGUGCCGGAUGCUAAAGUUAGAGCUGAAAAGUUUGCAGAAAGGUUUGGUGAGAUACUUGAAGAUUUGAAGAAAGACCCAGAAAGUCAUGGUGGCCCACCUGACUGCAUUCUGCUUUGCAGGCUUCGGGAGCAAGUGCUUCGGGAAUUAGGAUUCAGAGAUAUAUUUAAAAAAGUUAAGGAUGACGAGAAUGCAAAGGCUAUAUCUUUAUUUUGCAAUGUGGUGAGUCUUAAUGAUGCUAUUGAGGAUCCAGUAAAACGUUUGGAGAAUCUGGUUAAAGGAAUGUUUGCUGGAAACAUAUUCGACCUUGGCUCUGCAGAGCUUGCAGAGGUAUUUUCGAAGGAUGGGAUGUCCUUUUUGGCCAGUUGUCAGAACCUGCUCCCUCGACCAUGGGUAGUUGAUGAUCUUGAUACCUUCAAAGUUAACUGGAUUAAGAAGUCUUGGGGAAAGGCUGUGAUUUUUGUUGAUAACUCUGGUGCAGAUAUCAUCUUGGGAAUUUUACCAUUUGCCAGGGAGUUACUGCGCCGUGGUACACAGGUUAUUUUGGCAGCCAAUGAGUUGCCUUCUAUUAACGAUGUUACAUAUACAGAAUUGUUUGAUAUUGUAUCACAGUUGAAGGAUGAAAGUGGACAGCUUAUGGGUGUUGAUACUUCCAAACUCUUGAUUGCCAAUUCUGGCAAUGAUUUGCCGGUAAUUGAUCUAACAAGUGUGUCACAAGAGCUUGGAUAUGUAGCUAGUGAUGCAGACCUAGUUGUUUUGGAAGGAAUGGGGCGUGGAAUAGAGACAAAUCUUUAUGCUCAGUUCAAGUGUGAUUCCAUCAAGAUUGGGAUGGUUAAGCAUCCAGAAGUUGCCCAAUUUCUAGGAGGAAGGCUUUACGAUUGUGUCUUCAAAUACAAGGAGGUUUCCAAUUAAUUCCCAAAAAAGAAUGACCCUUUACUCUCUUUUAAGCAUCCAGAUUUACAGUAUCAGGUCCUGGUGACAUCUGUUGCAUUUUAUUAGUAUUUCCUUGAAUAUUCUGCAUGACUGAGUUAAACCAGAGGCUUAAUCACUCAUGCCUAAUGCCAAUUUUACUGCAUCUGUCAUUUUUUAAGCCCCUGUUUAUCGGCAUGCAAAUGCUCUAGCUGUGGGAACAUAAAUACUUUUCCAUUCCUUUUACUGUACUAAUAACUAAUAAUUGCAAAUGUGAGGACCAAGAAGAAAAUGCUUUGAAUUUCCAUAAUUUUUAUGAGAAAUAUACAGAAUGCUUUCUGUCA
Messenger RNA from Spinacia oleracea (spinach), 1696 nucleotides. RefSeq names its product damage-control phosphatase At2g17340. Gene Ontology annotation, molecular function: pantothenate kinase activity; ATP binding. Bases 261 to 1355 code for a protein of 364 amino acids. Gene Ontology annotation, cellular component: nucleus; cytosol. The record is from RefSeq and is a predicted model, not a curated record. The transcript is spliced from 12 exons. NCBI's taxonomy places the organism in Eukaryota, Viridiplantae, Streptophyta, Magnoliopsida, Caryophyllales, Amaranthaceae. Gene Ontology annotation, biological process: coenzyme A biosynthetic process.